Dendronephthya gigantea is the source of this 3564-nucleotide messenger RNA. Its product is annotated as deleted in malignant brain tumors 1 protein-like. The record is from RefSeq and is a predicted model, not a curated record. Gene Ontology annotation, cellular component: membrane. The transcript is spliced from 11 exons. NCBI's taxonomy places the organism in Eukaryota, Metazoa, Cnidaria, Anthozoa, Malacalcyonacea, Nephtheidae. The coding region runs from base 288 to 3290 and encodes 1000 amino acids.
UCCACAAUGGUCAAUGGGGGACAAUCUGUGAUGAUAAAUGGAGCAUCGAAGGUGCUAGAGUUGCAUGUCGCCAACUUGGUUAUUCAGAUGCUGUCACAACUAUUACUGGAAGUCUUGUCCCUUCUGGUUCUGGACAAAUAUGGUUAGAUGAGGUCGCUUGCACAGGAAAUGAGAAAAAUAUAGAAAGUUGUUCACACAAUGAAUGGGGAAGCCAUGAUUGCUCACAUUCUGAAGACGCUGGAGUAGAAUGCACACUAGAGUCAGGAAAACUCAAGUUGGAAGGGCCAAUGAGUGCAAAUGGAAAAGGUCGUGUUGAGAUUUUCCACGAAGGACAAUGGGGAACGAUUUGUGAUGAUAAUUGGGAUAUAGAAGAUGCCAGGGUUGCAUGUCGUCAGCUUGGCUAUAAGGAUGAUCUCCGAGCUCUCCAAGGGUAUCAGGUUCCUUCCGGCGCUGGACGAAUAUGGUUGGACGAGGUCGCUUGUUCAGGAAGAGAGCAAACUAUAGCAAGUUGUCCUCACAGUGAGUGGGGUAGUCAUGAUUGCUCACAUUCCGAGGACGCUGGUGUUCAAUGUCCUACAACAGGUGAAUCUGGGGCAGUCAGAUUACGAGGGUCAUUGACUGCACAAGGUACUGGUCGUGUCGAAGUAUUUCAUAAAGGACAAUGGGGAACAAUCUGCGAUGAUCGAUGGGAUUUAAGAGAUGCCUGGGUUGUAUGUAGUCAACUUGGUUAUUCAGCUGCGAAGAGGGUUCUUCCGAGGAGCCAAGUUUCUCCUGGUUUGGGAUACAUUUGGUUAAGUAAUAUCGAGUGUAUAGGGACAGAGAAAAACAUCACAGAAUGUUCUCAUCGAGGCUGGGGAAACCAGGAUUGCACACACAAUCAAGACGCUGGCGUUGAAUGCAUUACAACAGUUGUUGCAGGCAAUACUGGUUCAUUGAGGUUGCAAGGACCAUUGAGUGCAAAUGGUACGGGUCGUGUUGAAGUACUCUACAACGGACAAUGGGGGACAAUCUGUGACAAUGGGUGGGAUUUCAAAGAUGCUAUUGUUGCAUGUCGUCAACUUGGGUACGCACAUGCUAUUAGUGAGCUUAAAGGCAGCCGGGUUCCCACUGGUUCUGGACGGAUAUGGCUAGAAAACGUUGCUUGUACGGGAGAAGAACAAAAAAUAACAAGUUGUUCACAUGAGGCAUGGGGAAGUAAUCGCUGCUCACAUUACAAAGAUGCUGGAGUAGAUUGUUCCAACACAGUUAUUGUAGGCAAGUCUGGGUCACUGAGGUUACAAGGGCCAUGGAGUGCAAAUGGAACAGGUCGUGUUGAAGUGCUCUACAAUGGACAAUGGGGAACAAUCUGUGAUGAUGGAUGGGAUAUAAAAGAUGCCACGGUUGUAUGUCGUCAACUUGGUUAUUCAAAUACUGUUAGAAGUCUUUCUGGCAGCCAGACCCACUCUGGUUCGGGACGUAUAUGGUUGGAUGAUGUCGCUUGUACAGGAGAAGAGCAAGACAUAACAAAUUGUUCGCAUAUAGGAUGGAGAAAGCAUAACUGCCACCACUCCGAAGACGCUGGAGUAGAUUGUAGUAUGACAGUUGUUGCAGGCAAAUCUGGGUCACUGAGGAUACAAGGGCCAUUAAGUGCAAACGGUAUUGGUCGCGUUGAAGUGCUCUAUCAUGGACAAUGGGGGAGAAUCUGCGAUGAUAAAUGGGAUAUAGAUGAUGCCAACGUUGUAUGUCGUCAACUUGGGUAUCUAUAUGCUGUUAAAGCGCUUCAAAGCGGCACAGUCCCUUUGGGUUCUGGACGUACAUUCUUUUCUCGCGUCAAUUGCAUCGGAACAGAGCGAAAUAUAACUAGUUGUUCACUUCGACAAUGGGCGGAGAAACACUGCACUCAUUCCGAAGACGUUGGAGUAGAAUGUAGUUCAACAGAAUCCGGGACUCUCAGAUUACAAGGGCCAAUGAGUGCCAAUGGAACAGGACGUGUUGAAAUAUUCCAUAAUAGACAAUGGGGAUCAGUCUGCGAUAAUGGAUGGGAUAUCAAAGAUGCCAGAGUUGCAUGUCGUCAACUUGGCUAUCCAGAUGCCGCCAGAUCUCUUUAUAGAUCUCAGGUUUCACCCGGUUCUGGACAAAUAUGGUUAACCGACGUCCUUUGUACUGGAAAUGAACAGAAUAUAACAAGUUGUUCCUACGGUACUCAUGGAAAUCUUUCUUGCUCGCAUGCCAAAGAUGCUGGAGUAGAAUGCAGUACAACAGUUGUUCCAGGCAAGCUUGGGUCACUGAGGUUAAAAGGGCCAUCAAGUGCGAAUGGUACAGGUCGCGUUGAAGUUCUUUACGAUGGGCAAUGGGGGACAAUCUGUGAUGAUGAGUGGGAUGCAAAAGAUGUUCGUGUUGUUUGUCGCCAACUCGGUUAUCCUGAUGGUAUCAGAGCUCUUCGUAGGAGUCAGGUCCCUUCGGGUACCGGAUAUAUUUGGCUAACUCGUGUCGCUUGUACUGGGGAAGAGCGAAAUAUAACAGCUUGUUCUCAUGAUGGUUGGGAAAACAACCAUUGUUCACACUUUGAAGACGCUGGAGUAGAAUGCAGUACAACAGAGGGUCUUGUUGGUCAGCCUGUGUUACUGAGGCUACAAGGACCAUUCAGUGCAAAUGGCAUUGGUCGUGUUGAAGUAUUCUACAAUGGACAGUGGGGAACAAUCUGUGAUGAUUAUUGGGAUAUAAACGACGCCAGGGUUGUAUGUCGUCAACUUGGUUAUGCAGAUGUGGUGAGAGCUCUUAAAGGCGACGAUGUGCCAUCUGGUUCUGGGCGUAUAUGGUUAGAUAAUGUCGCUUGCACUGGGAAAGAACUAAAUGUAACAAAUUGUUCGAAUCUCGAAUGGGGAAAUCAUGAUUGCAGUCACUCCGAAGACGCCGGAGUAGAAUGUAGUAAAACAGGAAUACCAACUACGAGAAGGACCAAGAAAUUUAGGGAAGAGACAACAGAUUUUAGGAAAUCAAUUCAUGGGACCGAAUGGUAUAUCACCGUGGUCUUUGUUGUCUUAGGAAUUUGCAUUGGAACUUUCCUUUGUGGCUUUGUGUUGUGUUUUCAACGUCGUCGGGUAAGAAAGAGAAGAUCUGGAGAAGAAAACCCUGCACAACAAACAAGUGAUGUUGAUACGACAUAUGAAGAAGUAAAUCUUUCAAAACUGAUAGCGACGAAAAGUUGUGAGCCUAGUGGGUCUGCAGACGACGAAGAUGAAUCAGCUUAUGAAAAUUUGAGUUUGAAAGCAAAUGAACGUACACAACAAAAUUAUUAUUGUAAUAAUUAAAAGGUACAUAAAGAGCCUAUUGAUCUUUGGCUUUAUACAACUAUAUGGGCCAGAAAAAAGGCGCUUAAAAGACGCUCUAAUUAAUUAUUAUGUAAGGCACCUUAAAUAGCUAUAUUAUUCUAGUCCACAACAUGCAUAUAUUAAGAAAACUGUACUGUGCGAUCACAGCAGAAGAGAAAGCAUACUCUGUAUUUUAUAUAUAAUGCAAUUUGGUAAUAACAAAAACACGCACAAUGUGUGACUUCAAAAUGACAAAUAACUGAAUGCGAUUACA